UUGUUCUCUAACAUGUUUUGCUUCACAUGAAAAAUAAAAGUAAACCGUUUUCUCUAUGAAUGUUAUGAAAUAUAGUUGGCAUAAACUUUUGUACCACACUGUAUAAUAAUUUUUGGACCGGGGGUCUCUAUGAACCCCCUACAUUUUUAUAAAGAUAUUAGUUAAACUCUCUUGUUCUCUAGCCUAUUUUGCUCCUCAUAUAAAAUAAAAGAAAGCGUCUCGAUGAAUAUGAAAUGAAAAUAUCCUGAGUUGGACCCCUCCCCUAUAUUUUUAUAUAUAUUGAAAUUUUUGGGACUGGGGGUCUUUAAAGACCCCCUUCAUAUUUAAAGGUGUAGCAUAAAUAUUUUUGUUCUCUACCCUUGUGUGCUUCCCAUAUAAAAUAAAAGAGGACUUUUCUUUACAAGCUAUUCUCUUUUUCUUCUCACAACGGCUAACUCAAUCGUGCGGUACUGAAACGGUUUAGAAUUUUUGGGAAGGGGGGUCUUUUUGGACCCCCUACAUUUUUAAAAUUAUUAACAAUAAGAUUUUUGUUCUCUAACCUUGUGUGCUACCCAUAUAAAAUAAAAGUAGACACUUUCUUUACAGAGUAGUCUUUUCUCAAAGAGAACAGACAGCAGUUUUGACCCACUCAAGUGGCAAGAAUUUUUGGGACUGGGGGUCUUUAUGGACCCCUUAUAUUAAAAAUCUUUUAAGCCUUUUUGAAGAGUUCUUUACAUAUUGCCAAUUUUCUCUAAACUUCCACGGUAUAACUAAAUAUUAUCAUAACUAAUUUUUCUUGCUACCCAUAUAAAAUAAGAGGAGAAUAAUUCUUUACAUACUAGCCUUUUGUCAUAGAGAGCGGCGUGACUGAAACGGCGUACUCUGAAUCGUAAUUCGAAUUUUUGGGCCGGGGGGUUUUUUUCGACCCCCUACAUUUUAAAAAAUUUUAAUGUAAUACUUUCUCUCCAUAAAUAAAAUGUACGUAUUCUGUAUAAAUUUCAAUCUUUUUUUAUGAAUAUCAGCAUAUUUCGGACACACCAUUUCUGCAUGAAUUUGGGGGUCUUUCUUGACUCCCUACAUUUGAAAAAUGUUUAAUUCAGACACUUUCGUUCUCUAACCUUUCUUUGCUACUCAUAUAAAAUAAAAGAAACAUUUUCUGUAUAAAUUGCCUUCUUUGUCUAGAGCUCACCCCCCGACGUAACUAAACUCGCCAGAGUGUAAUUUUUGGGCUGGGGUUUCUUCUUGAAACCCUUUAAUGGAAAUCCUUGGAUUAUAAGAAAUUAAAAUAGUCUCGGAAUACAGUAUCUUAAAUUUUUUUGAGUUGAUUUUUUAAUAAGAACAUUUUAAUUAAAAUGGUGUGCCUUCCUUCUCUAAUGGUCCUUUUCUCGCUUCCUUCUCUCAAUUUUUGGAACUAUUCUAAUUUUUUAGGCUGGAGGGUAUUUUAUGAAUCCACCUUCUUUGAAAUUUUCUUUUAAUUUUUUAGAAACUUUACUAUAUCUUAUCCGAAUUAGCAAGAAAAUACUGUGAUUCCUCUUUGUUAUUAUUCCAGGAAAUUAAAUUUCACCGAGUUUCUCGUUAUCGUGUGAAGGUAUAUUGACUCGGAUAACAAGUCUUUCUACGAAAAUAAAUUAUUUAAAUUUAAUUCGUGAUUAUUAAAAAUAUUCGAGAUGUCUUUUAAAGCGAGAAUUAUUAUUUUAAUGUUUAUUAAAAAAUUUUAAUAUUGGAAAAUUUUUUUUUGAAAAAUUUUUGAAAAUUUUUUUGAAAAUUUUUUUGACUUUUUUUCAAUUUAAGAGUGCCUUCUCUAUACUUGUGCCUUUUAUAUUAAUUUUAAUUCUUGACCUAAAAGUCUAAAAAUCAGCAAAAAUGGACGCCAUCAAGAAGAAGAUGCAGGCGAUGAAGAUCGAGAAGGAUAACGCCAUAGACCGGGCGGACGCUGCAGAAGAAAAAUGCAGACAGACUCAAGAACGCUUAGAACGCGUUGAGGAAGAGUUGCGCGAUACUCAGAAGAAGAUGAUGGCAAUCGAAAACGAGUUGGACAAGGCACAAGAGGACCUUUCCUCCGCAAACAAUGCGCUUGAGGAGAAGGAGAAAAAAGUGCAGGAGGUGGGUCAUUAACAAAAUAUUUUUUUUAAUUGUGGCACUGUUUCACUAUUUGUUUUUAUAGUACUGUAUUUCUGUAUAUGGGUUGUGUAAAUGAUAUUUUGUGUGAAUUUCUUCGAAUGCAAUUGAGAAAAAAUAUUUUUUUGUGGGUAAUUUCACCGAGUGUUUGCUUGGGUAUCUCAAGAGGGACACUCGCGAUUCGUUUAUUAGCUUACUGUUUUUUCAUGGUCCUCUCAAGCGUAAAGUUAUACAAUUGGAUCUCACCUAUGUCUACAAGCAUUUAGGGUCCCUCACUCACAUGUGGGAGUCACUCACUCCCUCACUCACUUGUGAGAGACAAUACUCCCUCACUCACUUGUGAAAGUGAGAUCACUUGUGAGAGACACACACUCCCUCACUCACUUCUGAGUGACACUCACUAUCUCAACUGGGUGUAGAGAUUGUGUCUCCCAAGUGAGUGUCACUUAUUUAAGGGUCACUUUUGGGCACUCUCAUGGAUGUAUGCAUAAAUAAGGUACGUAUUCAUAGUUAACUUCAAAUAUAGAGUGUUAAGCUUAUCUACUAAGGGUUUAUUUACCCUGAUUUUUUACAGACACCUUAAGUACCUCCUUGAAGCCUUAAUAUUCAAUUUAACUAAUAAUUUUCCCAAUAAUUUAAUUUAUCUCUUAAACAAUUUUUUUCUAUAUUUUUAUUUAACAAUUAGCAUUAUUUGUAAGCAUUUACAACUUUUCUCCUCUCUCUCAUUAUUUUUUGAGUACUC
Meloidogyne enterolobii is the source of this 2839-nucleotide messenger RNA. The record is from the annotation of a GenBank genome assembly. NCBI's taxonomy places the organism in Eukaryota, Metazoa, Nematoda, Chromadorea, Rhabditida, Meloidogynidae.